AUGGAUUUUUUUAAAACUGACGUUGAUGAAUGGACGUGCGAGAAUGCUAUAAAGUAUUACAGAGAAAAUAAUGUCCAGCUUAAUUUUAACCAAAUUCUUGACACGAUCAACAAAGACCUCAAACGAAUUUCAAAAUCUGGCUCUGAUGCAACGCGUAGAGAAAAAGCAGAGUCUAUAAUUGUCAACUGGAAGAAGCUGAACAACUCUUGGUUGUUUGGUUAUGAACUCUUGGUUCCUGCAAAGCCGUACACUCUUGGUCAAUCGGAAUGGACCAAAAACGUAAAGGAGGAUAAGAGAAUGAAAGACCUAAUUACUGAAUGUAAUAUUCUGAUGGCAGAGCAACAUAAUGAGGUUGUCAGAACAGCAGUAGUUCGUGAUCAAGUUGUACGGACUACACUUGCCAGACAACUGGAGAAUUUUAAAGAUGAGCAUGUUCAAUUAUCGGCAAGAAAAAGGCAUAAUUUGAAUGAUUUUGAAGAAGGAUUCUCAACUCCACCAAAUAAAAACCCAUCCACAAUAAGAGAUUUUCAGAUUAUUGGAAGAUACGAAGAUGAAAAUGUUGCGUCGGAUCUGAAAGAGAAAGCUCAACGAUCUACCACACCUUUUCUGCCGAAAAAACGUGCGCGCAACACACAGCAAGAGGCUGAAAAAGGUAUUACAGAUGAAGAUUUGGUGGAUUCAGUGAUCGAUGCCUCCAACACUUUCGGCAAAGUUGAAUUUCCGUCAUAUUAUAGUAAACUUAAAUCUAUCUGGAACAAUCAAGAUGCUACAAAUUAUCAUGUUAUCGAUUUAGGGGAUAAAGAUACAUUGUAUAAGGUUCAUGACCUUUUAGAUGAGGAUGAGUUGAAAUCGUUGUUUAAGAGGUUAGUGUUGGAUGAUGAGGAUAUGCACAUAAAUGAAAAGACACGUAAAUAUAUAGAGCUCUUUGAUCAGAUUGUGGAGGAAGAGAACUUGGAAGAUAUUUGUGAUGACGUAGUUGUGGACGAAGUAGAUCUUGUAAAUGAAAAUAAUGAAGAGACGAAAAAUAUGAAAGGAGAUAACGAAAAGUUUAACAAAUCAAUUGCCAAAAUGAAGGAAAUAGUGCAUCAAUUGGAUGGAUUACCCGAAAAAUACCACUACCUAUCCAACACUUUUCCUAUGUCAGCACAAUAUUAUGAUCAAUCUAAAAUGCCUGAUAUGUUUAUUGUUAAGAGCAUCUCUAGUCAUCUUGAUACUAUCAUAAAGAUGAAUGGUGCCAUGAAAAAUACCCCUGAACAGCUCACUAUUUCUACAAAAAUAGAUGUUCAAGAAAAUAAUUUUAAAGCUGAUGGUGUAUUGGAGUUUUUUGAGCGACCCAUGCAAAUUCCAUUGUUUUUGCUUGAGGUAUCGGAAGGUCCCAAUAAUCCGGAUCCAGAUAAAAUUAAUGAAGAUAGGCAGAAGUUGAUGAAUGAGGGUGUUUUUGCCAUCAAUAAUACAUUAAAGAUUUUCUUGGCUCAAGGAUUUGGUGAUAAUGUUGAAAUUGGCCAAAUGAUAUUUAUUGGACCUGGAUUAUAUUUGUUCUCACCAUUUACGAUUCCAGCUCUCGUCAUCCCAACUUCUACUGAUAACUUAGAACAUGUACCUCGACUUAUUCGAACAUUCUUAUGUUUACGAUAUAAUGUUCUUAAGGAGGUUAGGAUGUUUGAGAAGUUUGCAAAGGAAGGACAGCGACAUAUUGCGAAACCUAAAACUAAAUAUCCAACUGGAGUCACACCAGAACGGCCAAAAGCUGUGACAUUUGCAGAAUUUUUACCAAAAAUAUCAAAAGAAGGAGAAAGGAAUAGGGGAAGAGGGAGAGGUCGUGGUUGGGGAGGGAAGGAUUCCACCGAUUGA
Messenger RNA from Ambispora gerdemannii, 1851 nucleotides. NCBI's taxonomy places the organism in Eukaryota, Fungi, Glomeromycota, Glomeromycetes, Archaeosporales, Ambisporaceae. The record is from the annotation of a GenBank genome assembly.